GGUACUCGACCGGCCUCCCGGGGGAUGGGCCACCAAGAGCCCCCGCUGGCCCGAGUACGGGCGGGAGGUGCGGCUUAUAUAAACAGGUUAUGUAAAGGGCUCAGCUGGCGCGAACACGUGGAGAGCCGCGGGAGCCCGGACACCCGGUUCUCCCCCGCCAGCGCCGCUGCCACCCCCCGCGCGGCAGCAGGCUUCGGAGCACACUCGGCCCGGGCCGCCGCCUCUGGCGCCGCUCUGUACAGGAGGCAGCCCUGGCCGGGAGCGGACCAUCCCCAGCCCGGGACGCCAGGGGGGAAACGGGCCGCCCGGAAGUGGAGGGGCGCCGGCCAGGUCACAAUCCAAGGUCCCGCUCCUCCACGUCCCGGGGCCGGACGGAGGGAUGAGGCAGGGGGGACCCGGGCAGCGCCGUUGCUGCUCCCCCCGCCGCCCGCAGCCAUGGAAACGGGGGAGGAGGACGGCGCCCGCAGAGGUACACAAAGCCCCGAGCGGAAAAGGCGAAGCCCUGUGCCGCGGGCGCCCAGCGCGAAGCUGAGGCCGGCAGCGGCCCAGGCCAUGGAUCCGGUGGCAGCCGAGGCCCCGGGCGAGGCCUACCUGGCGCGGCGGCGGCCAGAGGGCGGCGGCGGGUCGGCGCGGCCGCGGUACAGCCUGUUGGCAGAGAUCGGGCGCGGCAGCUACGGCGUGGUUUACGAGGCAGUGGCCGGGCGCAGCGGGGCCCGGGUGGCGGUCAAGAAGAUCCGCUGCGACGCCCCCGAGAACGUGGAGCUGGCGCUGGCCGAAUUCUGGGCCCUGACCAGCCUCAAACGGCGCCACCAGAACGUCGUGCAGUUUGAGGAGUGCGUCCUGCAGCGCAACGGGCUAGCCCAGCGCAUGAGCCACGGCAACAAGAGCUCGCAGCUUUACCUGCGCCUGGUGGAGACCUCGCUCAAAGGAGAAAGGAUCCUGGGUUAUGCUGAGGAGCCCUGCUAUCUCUGGUUUGUCAUGGAGUUCUGUGAAGGUGGAGACCUGAAUCAGUACGUCCUGUCCCGGAGGCCGGACCCAGCUACCAACAAAAGCUUCAUGCUACAGCUCACGAGCGCCAUUGCCUUCCUGCACAAAAACCACAUCGUGCACAGGGACCUAAAGCCAGACAACAUCCUCAUCACGGAGCGGUCUGGCACCCCCAUCCUCAAGGUGGCAGACUUUGGACUAAGCAAGGUCUGUGCUGGGUUAGCCCCCCGAGGAAAAGAGGGCCAUCAAGACCACAAAAAUGUGAAUGUGAAUAAAUACUGGCUGUCCUCAGCCUGCGGCUCCGACUUCUACAUGGCCCCCGAAGUCUGGGAGGGACACUACACAGCCAAGGCCGACAUCUUUGCCCUGGGCAUUAUCAUCUGGGCAAUGAUAGAAAGAAUCACUUUUAUUGACUCUGAGACCAAGAAGGAGCUCCUGGGGACCUAUAUCAAACAGGGGACCGAAAUCGUCCCUGUUGGCGAGGCGCUGCUAGAAAACCCAAAGAUGGAGUUGCACAUCCCCCAGAAACGCAGGACUUCCAUGUCUGAGGGGAUCAAGCAGCUCUUGAAAGAUAUGUUAGCUGCUAACCCACAGGACCGGCCUGAUGCCUUUGAACUUGAAACCAGAAUGGACCAGGUCACAUGUGCUGCUUAAAAUUCAGGGCAAAGCAUCUUGAGUGUUUUGAAACUAGGUUGAUCCUCGGGACCCACAGUCUCAUCACGUCUCACACAGAGGACGGCAGAGCAUGCAGGCGGCGGCUUGGUCGGUUGGCGAUCUCCCAACAGCUGGAUCUCCGACAAUGUGAAGCUUUUGUUUGGGAUUUCCCCCCUCCUUUUAGUUUCGCUUCAUUUUUUUUUUUUUUAAUCUUAUUUCAUUUUUUGUCCUUUUUUUUUCUUUUUUCUUUUUUUCUUUUUUUUUUUUUAAUUUAAACGAUUAAGACUUCAGAAGAGCAAGAAACUAAUGCUGUGGAGAAACGACACGGACAAAGCAUAUGUGUAAAUUUCAUUUUUAAUUUUUAUAAGGGGUUAGGGAGCUAUUUUGUUUUGUUCCUUUAUUUUCCCUCUGUCUUCUUGGUUUUACCCAUCCCCCGGUUCUGCUUCCAACACCUCACUUCCUCAGAGCGGGGCGGGGGGUCGGUCCCACCGCGGGGGCGUGAAGACAGGAGGCGGCCUGCGGGCUGUCCUUCCGUGUCCCCCACCAGACGCGGGCACUGCCGUGCUGCUCCUCGCUCGCCCUCGGGCCUUAGAAAUGAUCAGAGGCGAAGAACCACCUGGAAGAGGAAGACAGGGUUUGGCCAGGAGAACUCAAGAAAGUCCAAACUGCGGGUUUGUUCUCUUUCGGCUUCUGGAAACUCUGGGCCACGCCAGGACACGCAGUGGUGGGAGUCCGCGGGCGGCGGGGGCAGGUGGGGAGAUGGAGGUAACUCCCCCCCUCUCCUCCCUCCCCCAGCUUCCUAGUGGUUGAGUGUCAGCCCCGCCCAGCUCGACAAGCCUACCUUUCUGUUAUCGGGUCUCCCUCCCUGAGGAAGACCCCCCCCCCCCCCAGGAAAAAACUAUUGUGCCAAACCUCUACCUGGGACACGGCCGGGUCUUCCGCAGGCAGCUGUCACUCCUGUGAGGUCAGCACCCGUCACCUCCUGCCUCCUGGAUCGUCCCCCCUUCCCACAUGUGCCCGCCAAACGUCCCCGUUGUCACAGAGACUGCCUGAGUCCCUGAGAUCCCGUUGUGACCAUUGCCAUAAGAACAGGGUGUCCUGAACUGCCUGCCACUGUCCUCUCCCCGUGAAGGGUGUGCCCCGCGUGUGGGCCUGUGGUAUCACGGCCGGAGACCGGGUCAGGUGCCGUCUUCCUCACCCCUAGGGACUUACUGUUAGGUGUCCCCACUCAGCGUAAGCGUGUCUGGUGAGGAAAGAAGGGACCUGCCGAGAGCAGAGAAGGGGACAGGGUAGACCCCCUGCAGCUGUCAGGUGCCCGUUUGUGACCUGCCACCUUAAAGCUUCCCCAGCGCCACCCCGUGGACCUCACCACCAGUGUCUGCUCGGGCUGUGGUCUGUCUGGCCGCCCAUGCUCUCUGGCAGUGCUCUCGCAGCUCCCUCCUCUCGGGCUUCUGAACCCUGGCAGGGGCAUGGGGACUGGCCUUGUGUGGUCCCUGUCACCCAGAAGCUGCUGGGGCCACUUCAGAGGCUUUUCACCCCCUAACGGCCAAGCAGGAAAGGGUGUUGGGGGAAGGGGAAAGGAAUUGUCUCACGUUUGUUUUCUGUUCUCUCUAAACCAGCAUAGGAUCGAUAGGGGGAGGUAGUUGGAGGGCAUUCGGGUUGGUGUGUGACCAAGGUGGGGGUCCCCCCCCCGACCCCAAAGCAGCCAUCCUUUGGCCCCGGGAGUUUGGGAGAGACCCACACGACGCCACCCCCCAGACUGCAACCCGCAACACAUUUCGUACUGCUCCCCACGGCCCCCCCCCUCCCCGAGCAGGUGGUUGGCAGCUGGGAGCAGGGCUGCAGGUGCGAGCCGGGCCCUUCCCUUCCUGGUGAGACCCGUUGUGCCCACCUGCCUCCUCUCGGGCGCCUCGGGGUUGAGCAGCGCAGUGUCCCUAAUUACAGCACACUCCCCUUCUCUGCCUGUCGCCCAGCCCCCACUUCCCCUCGGGGGGCUGCUGUCUCUGUGUGUGAACGGAUGGGAAAAACAGUCCCCGAACUCGACCCCAGCCCUCCCUGCCUGCGGCCCCUGCCCUCAAGUCCCUGGUGAAGGCUCAGGCCUAACAAGGUAUUUACCUUUUGCUCGACUUUUCCCCCUCUCUCCCCAGGUCCCUUCCCUCCAUCUGGGCGAGGUCUCGGAGCUGCCGCGGUCCCCCUUUGUUACUUCUCUUGGCAUCAGAGUAGCCCCUGUAGGUCCCAGGGUGUCUGUGCCCUUGGACAAGGCGGGUGGCCUGGUAGGGAUAGCCGGCUUCUGCGUGCCCUUCCCUCGCAGAACUCAGCUGAUCCUUGCUUGGUGGCGGGGCCUCCUUCCCUGGCUCAGGAUGGCCCGCUCGUUAGCCCCAAGUGCCUGCCUCUCCACCCCGAAGAGAGCGCCGGCUCUGCCCGCGGCCAGUGGACCAGCUUAGGGUUGGACCCGAGGAGCCCCAUCCUCUUCCUCGGCCACCUUCCCCCUCUUCCCCCCUCCCCCACCCGUCAGCUUCCUGCCUUUUCAUCCUCUCCACCUGCGCAGCAGCUCAGGGGCACCUCAUUCUCCAUGCCACCGCCUUCGGAAGGCCCGUCCAACUUCUAGGAGUUUCCAGACCUUAAAAUAGCAGUCAUUCUCUUCUUGGAUCUGUGAAAAGGUUAGCCCGGAGGACGGAGCUUCUGGGCCUGAGCCCUGUGGGUGUGGGGCUCAGUUCCCCCCUCGGCUCGAGGACUCAGCAAGACAGAUCAUAGUGCCUUAUUCCACUGCCCUCCCUUGACCAGACCUGCUGGCUCCGCCUGAAGCCCGCGGCAUCCCUCUCCCUGUCCGUGUCCAUGUCGUGCCCGUCUGUCACACUCUCAUUCCUGCCCACAGAGAGCCACGAAGGAAGGGUCCCCCUGCUCCCUCGCCCCAUCCCACCCCGAGGGUUGCGGCCAGGCAUAGGGUGUCCUUUAGCUGAGGACAAAAGAACCACCGACUGGACUCUGGCUCUCACCCCCCCAGCAGGUCCCCUCCCUCUUACCUCUAGCCAGGAGGAUGCCGCCAUCUGUUCGCUCAAGACCGGCUCCGUCUGACCCCUUUCUGGGCACCGGGGACUGAGGACCAGGCCUUAGCCUCCUCUCUUCCCAGAGGCAUCAGGACAGGAGGGUGGGAAUUCUUUCCUCCCACCUGGACGUGGCUUGCCCCCGACGGCUGCCCUUCCGAGGAAGUGUGUUCAAUGUUUACUUGAGAAAUACCCUGUUUACAGCUGGAGGAGAAACGUGCCCAACGCUGGCGGAGAUCUGCCUCCUGACGGGGCCUGGCCUCCUUUACGGCACUGCCAGGGGUGGUCCCAGAGCAAAUGAGGGCAGAGACGGCCGGGCGCGCACCCUGACCCCGCGGUGCUAAGACUACCCACUCACCACCUUCCUCGCAGCCUUCUUGCCCCCUGGACAUUCCCCACCUCGACCAUUCCCUUCCUCCAAGGUUCUCUGCUCCUUGACAUAUCAGCUGGCUCCUAGAAAACCAGUGUUAGGUUAUUUUUUGCUUGAGUCUAAGAAAAGGUAGAGCUGGCAUGGUGGGAACGUUCUUUCUAUGCUGUCACAGUUCACCUUUUUAGAAGACGGAUCUUAAUAGGCUGGAUGUCUGGGUUUCAGCCUCAGAGUCUCUUGUGGAAAGUUGGAACCGCAGGAGUUGGGCCUCUACCCCGUAAGGAGGGGACCCCCCAACUCUCUGCCCUCAGCUUGCCCCUUGCUGCCUGGGCUUCCGGCCCUGCCCCCGAAGUGCGCCUCUCACCUUCGAUCCUGCUCGCGCCCCCCUUCCCCCCAAAACACAUCCGGGGACUCCUGGGCGAUUGCUUCCCCCAACUCCUCUCCCCUUCUUUGGCCUGUCCGGUGGCCCCCAGACAGACACAGCACUACUGGAGUCACCUAGGAACCGGUCAGCCUGACCACAGCCAAGCUUGGGGCUGAGGCCAGGCCUUUGGGACGCUGGGCCGGUCUCUGCUCCUGCCCGCCGGGCUUGGUGGGCAGGGACUCGACUCCUGUCUAGAGCGAUGCCCUCAGAAGGGAAAGCAGGAGGGAUAUGAGGGUUUCCUCCACGGCCACCCAUGGAGAAGUGAAUCCAGCUGCCGUCGGUUGCCCCAGGGGGGAGGGGGUCCCCACUUUCCGCGAGAGGCCACAAGAGGAAAGGAAUGUUCAGGAACAUUGUAAAGAAAUCCUUCGUGCCCCAGGGACGUCUUUCAGCAGAGCAGGGGAGCAUUUGCGGGCGAUUUCACAUUCAUGUGGGGCUGACUUGGGGGUGAGGGAGGCACGAAGUAGCCCAGGCACAAAGUUAGCUUCGAAUACUAGUUGAUAAAUCUAUUUUUCUUUAUUUUCUUGUUUUGCACAGAAGCUGGUAAUCUAGGACCUACGUGUGAACAACUUUAUAUGACUAUUUUUUGUACUUGGUUUACUCGGGUUGGUAUGAUACAUUAUAUUUAAGUUCCUUGAACACUGUGGAUCCCCCUAAUGUGUAUGAAUGACUGAGGCUUUGUAAAUUAAGGGACGUUUGUGUGAAUAAAGUUAUUUGAUGGGGUCAAAGAAGCCAUACGUGA
Lynx canadensis (Canada lynx) is the source of this 6215-nucleotide messenger RNA. It is a transcript of the gene STK35, whose product is annotated as serine/threonine kinase 35. The transcript has 4 exons. Gene Ontology annotation, molecular function: ATP binding; protein serine/threonine kinase activity. Lineage: Eukaryota; Metazoa; Chordata; Mammalia; Carnivora; Felidae. Gene Ontology annotation, cellular component: cytoplasm; autophagosome. Gene Ontology annotation, biological process: autophagy; axon extension; positive regulation of autophagy. The record is from RefSeq and is a predicted model, not a curated record. The coding region runs from base 25 to 1641 and encodes 538 amino acids.